This is a messenger RNA of Actinia tenebrosa (Australian red waratah sea anemone), 1721 nucleotides long. RefSeq names its product periodic tryptophan protein 1 homolog. Gene Ontology annotation, molecular function: protein binding. Gene Ontology annotation, cellular component: nucleus. Gene Ontology annotation, biological process: rRNA processing. The record is from RefSeq and is a predicted model, not a curated record. Lineage: Eukaryota; Metazoa; Cnidaria; Anthozoa; Actiniaria; Actiniidae.
UUGGCGCACGUGAACGAGAAGUCUAAAAGAUAAACUUUGUUAAAACUUGCUCUAAAAAAACAAAGAUUUCUACCUAUUUUAGAUGUUUUAGUUCUUAAAAUGGCCGUUUGUCAGAAGCAUUAGGUAUCAGAGAAGAAAAUGAUUCCUUGUUUAGCGUGGGUCAGACGAGGGGUAGCGAAAGAAAACCCAGAUAAGGUCACUUUGUCCAAAGAAGAGUUAAAAGAAGUGAUUGAUGAUGCUCGGGAGAGAUUAAGAGAAAAAAAGGAGGAAAAAGCCCAAGAAAAUAAUGUAAAUUCUGAUGGUGCCUCCUCAAAAGAAAAAACAAAAACUGAAAAAAAUAAUGAAGAAGAUGAAGACUUAGAAGAAAUAUUGAAUGAAUAUGAUUUGGGAAAUUAUGAUGACCAAGAAGAGGAAGGAAUUCGUAUGGAAGGAGCAGGAAUGGCUGGCCUAUCUUACUACACAUCUAAUGAUGAAGAUCCUUAUGUUUUGAUAAAAGAUGAGCUCGAUGAAGAUAAAGAUGACUUCACAAUCACAAGUACAGACAACGUAAUCAUAUCAGGGCAUAUUGAAGAUGAGUUCAGCAAUCUUGAAAUACUAUUAUGGAAUGAAGAGGAAGAUAACUACUAUGUACACCAUGAUAUUCUGAUGGAUUCAUUCCCAUUAGCAUUGGAAUGGAUUGAUUUUGAUCCUGACGGCAGUCCAAAUCCAGGGAACUUUGUUGCUGUUGGUACCAUGGAGCCAUACAUCAACAUCUGGGACCUAGAUGUGAUAGACUGUCUGGAGCCUGCUGCUACCCUGGGAAAGAAGAAGAAGAAAAACAAAAAGAAAUCCAAGAGUUCAAGUGACUUGGGGCACCAGGGGGCUGUCCUUGACUUAUCCUGGAACCACAACAUAAGAAACGUUCUGUCCAGUGGGUCUUCAGAUAAUACUGUUAUAUUAUGGGACAUGGCUGAAGCUAAGGCCGUACAUGUAUUAAAACAUCACAAAGAUAAAGUGCAGACAUUAGAGUUUCAUCCUUAUGAGCCACAGUCUCUUCUCACAGGCUCUUUUGAUAAGAGAGCAAAAGUUGUAGACUGCAGGAGCCCAGAGAGCAAUAUUAAGUCAUGGAAGUUCAAUGGAGAAGUGGAAAAAGUCAUAUGGAAUCAUUUUUCACCAUUUAACUUUCUUGCAAGUACAGAUAAUGGUUGUGUAUACUGUUGCGAUGUCAGGACAGAUUCUCCUGUGUUCACUAUUAAUGCUCAUGACAGUGCAAUUGGUGGCAUGUCAUUGAGCUCUCAAGUUCCUGGUUGCCUACUAACAGCCUCUGCUGAUAAUACCAUUAAAGUAUGGGAUAUAAAGGAUGACAAGCCAGCAUUCAUUUUAUCCAGAGAUAUGAAAAUGGGUCAUAUAAUGAACGCUUCAUGCUGUCCUGAUUCCCCCUUCGUCUUCGCUCUUGGCGGAGAAAAGCAAGGGGUUCAGUUGUUUAAUAUUAUGGAAAGCGGGCCUGUCAGACGUCACUUUGAAGGAAGAAAAAGGCUUACACGUGCUGUGGGGUCCACAACAAGCAGUGCAGAAAACACRAAAUCCAUGGAUGACGAACAGGCAGAAGGUGCCGAACAAAGCCGAGAUGAGCCCGAGGCAAUGGAUGAAGAAUCGGCGUCUGCUGCAAUUGCUCAACUCAACUUGACAGGCGCGAAAAAGAAGAAAAAGAAACGAAAGUAAAUAAAGAGGUUUUUUAUGAA